GCAUAUGAAUCAGACAGUGUGAGUUUAACGUUCGGGAGGGACGAGCUGCAGGCAGUGAAACCUGCUCAGUUUGGUGUUUUGGAGGACCUGAAAUGCAACAUGGCGAUGAAUCUGUUACCAGUGCUGCUGGUUCUUUGUAUUCCAACAUGCAUUCAAGGUAAACACUUGCUUCGCUUUCUGACCUUCUGUCAAAGCAACUUGACUGGUAACGGCCAGUUUGAUGCUGAAUUUGACAGCGAUCAGCUCUUCUACGUUGACCCCGUCAACUAUCGGACAUUUCAGCGUCUGCCAGAGUUUGCAGAGCAGUGGAUCCCUGAUCCUGGACUGGACCAAGAAGCAUACAUAUCCCUGGGUACCUGCCAGUACAACUACAAUCGAGCCAUAAAAGGAUAUAAUCAUCCUCCAGAGGCCAUAGUCAGUCCCGCCUCCAUGAUCUACCCCAAGCAGGACAUGGAACUCGAUGUCCCCAACACACUCAUCUGCUUCGUGAACGACUUCCAUCCGCCUACGAUCGACAUCACGUGGACCAGGAACGGGCAGCUGGUGGACCACAGUGAGGUCAGCCAGACUCAGUAUUACUCCAACAGCGACUUCAGCUUCCGCAUCUCGUCCUACCUGGACUUCACUCCGCAGGAGGGCGACAUCUACUCCUGCAGCGUGGACCACAUCAGCCUGCAGGCGCCUCUCACCAAGUUCUGGGAGGUUGAAGUAGACACAGACCAGCAGGUCGUAGAGACGGCGGUGUGUGUUGGUGGUGUGAUCCUCGGGCUGAUUGGAGUUGUCACAGGAAUCUGGUUCAUCAUGAAAGCCAACAAGUCCUGCCAGGCGUAAAACGCAUCAAGACAAACACCAGAAUUUCGAUGUGAGAUGUGUGAUCACCUCGAUCUUUUUUCUCUUGUGUUCUUCCUCUGGGAGUGAAAUUUCUUUUUGCCCCAUCAUAGUUUUAUUUAUUGUUUUACACCCGCAAUGUUUUAUGUUGUCUUUGUCCACUGAAUUUAAACUUGAGCUUAAAACACAUCAGUUUAACUCAGUCGUUUUUCAUUUUGGCAAAUUCACUUGUUUGCUUAAUACCAUUUUCAUGUUGGUACUUUAAAUAAAAAGCUACAAUCAGGAUAUGGUUAGCUUAGCUUAGCACAAAGACUGGAAACGGGGAAACAGUUACAGUAGACUGCCCCAGUCCAAUAAAAUCCACCCACCAGCACCUCCAAAGCUCAUGAAUUAGAAAGAAAUAUUCCGGCACAGGUUACGCUUUUUUUUACCACGCUUCAGGUUUUGUUUUGAUUAAACAAAAGAGAUAUAACAAGUUAAUUAGUGAGCUAGCUGUAGCCGUAUUUCGCAGACAGAUAUGAGAGUGGUAUCAUUUCUUUGCAUCUAAGUCUCUGCCACAUAGCUAAUUUCCUAAAAUGUCGAACUAUUCCUUUACGAAAUAGAAUAAUCCUUAGUUUAGGCUUCAGUUACUAUUUCUAUAUUUAGAAUAGAAUAGUAAUUUAUUUAACAAUUUUCUAUAAGGACUGCACAUAAUAAAGAAUAAGCAACAAUACGGCAUUAAAUUAAAAUUGAAAAAAACAAGACAAAACACAUAAAACUUUUUAACCGAAAAGGUGUAGGCUGAAUUCAUUACUAGAGUUAAAGGAUCAAUAUGUAAUAUAUUUACUGUAAUAAAUCAUAAAAUGACCAUGAUAUGUCAUCAGAGAUUAUCUGAGCUGUCAGUGCUACAUAUUGUUCCUUUAAGCUAUACAAAAACACAAACACAAUAACAAAGUUUGAAAUGUUUCAUACACAAUAAUAAUCAGUUAAUAAUUCAGUUCUAUAAAUGGCCACCACCUUAUUUUCAAACAUUUUUUUAAAGUUUAGCAAAAGUUUUGUAAAAAAUGUGCUAAGUGAACUACACGUUCUUAAUUCCUUCUCACAACCAUUCCACAACUUAAUCCCUUUAACAUAAUACACUUUGUAUUUGUAAAAAAAAAUUUAAGCAGUGAACUCGACAUGACACGCAGACUAACAGUCUUUCACUUUACAGAAGAAUGUUUGUAUUUUUCUAAUGAUAGAUAAGAAAAUGCAGAAGCUCUACCCAUGUCUUUUGCCACAUUGUAGCACAAUAUCAGGUCUGUAGCUUAUUGUUUGUCAUGUACAAAUAAGCACAUGAAGGGAAGUUGAAAAUGUAUGUUCCUGUACAUUGUACUGCAUGUCAGAGUACAUGCAAACCCCAUUAAAAUGAAAGAGAACAAUUCC
This is a messenger RNA of Sebastes umbrosus (honeycomb rockfish), 2232 nucleotides long. Its product is annotated as H-2 class II histocompatibility antigen, A-U alpha chain-like. The transcript has 4 exons. Gene Ontology annotation, biological process: immunoglobulin production involved in immunoglobulin-mediated immune response; antigen processing and presentation of exogenous peptide antigen via MHC class II; peptide antigen assembly with MHC class II protein complex. The record is from RefSeq and is a predicted model, not a curated record. NCBI's taxonomy places the organism in Eukaryota, Metazoa, Chordata, Actinopteri, Perciformes, Sebastidae. Gene Ontology annotation, molecular function: MHC class II protein complex binding. Gene Ontology annotation, cellular component: membrane; MHC class II protein complex. Bases 100 to 831 code for a protein of 243 amino acids.